AUGAAUAAGCUGACGUAUCCUUUCGAAUCAAAAUCCUCGCUUAGUGAUGAUCUGAAAAUUGAAAGAAAAAAAGCUUCAACGUCUUUGGCUGUGAAAUGGGCUCACACCGUAAACUCUCAACACUUGCUCGAUGAGGCUUUAAAUGGUGAUUUUAAUGUGGUCGAACCUGAUAUAACUCUUGGUAAAAUAUUAAAAGAUGGCUCAGUUCUGUCUAAAGUCGCCCAUCCUCGGCUUAUAAGCUCUGAUUUAAGCUUAGGUUCUUUUCUUGUACAAGUGAAACUAUUUAAUCUUGAUGAUCCUGACAAAAUUAAAUGCAUCAAAUUGGAUUUCAAAUCGAUAGAAGCGUUUGAUGCAGCUCUUGAUAGAUUAAAGCGCACGAUACCGAAGAUGAAUCAUCCUAUUUGGUUGAGUGCCGAUAUUGCUGAGUGUCCUGUUAAUGAUUCUCAUAUUCCAUCUAUAGAGGCAAAACGCUUUCCGACUAGCUGUCAGAAAGCACAAUUUAAACAGGCUGUUCUUUCGCUCGGCUGGACUACCCAAUGGAGUGAAGAUCCUAUCGAAGGAGGCUCUUAUACCUCUAAGCAUAUCGCAGCUACGCUUACUCUUAUGAAAGAAAACAAUAUCGUCGAUGCCGGACAUUGCAUUACGUUUCCAUUGCGGGCUGGCGUAGCUGCCAAUAGCGAGUCGGUCUUGCAUGACCUUAUUCGAUCCGCUGAAGCAACAAAUGACUGUACCAUUACCAUAUGGUCCGCUCCGUUUGAUUACGUUAGCUUUAAAAAAUUGAGACAAUUGAUUUUACUUUGCGGCACAACGAAGAUCUAUCUUGAUGUUCCCACUGAUCAAUCGAACUUAUCAGCUCUACGUUUGAUCGCAAACUUGUUGCGUUCGUUUACUAAACGCUCUCCACUGUACUUUAGUGUAGGUAGUCUAGUUAUGUUUUUAAUUAGUUUAUUAUUAAAAAAAUCCAAUUUCUGA
Messenger RNA from Glossina fuscipes, 972 nucleotides. Its product is annotated as protein FAM151B-like. Lineage: Eukaryota; Metazoa; Arthropoda; Insecta; Diptera; Glossinidae. The transcript has a single exon. Bases 1 to 972 code for a protein of 323 amino acids. The record is from RefSeq and is a predicted model, not a curated record.